Messenger RNA from Dentiscutata heterogama, 227 nucleotides. The record is from the annotation of a GenBank genome assembly. NCBI's taxonomy places the organism in Eukaryota, Fungi, Glomeromycota, Glomeromycetes, Diversisporales, Gigasporaceae.
AUGAGAGAGAGAAGUGAGAGGAUUUCUAAUCCCGGCAAAUGGUUUAGUUAUAUAGUUGUGAAGGGCCCCUGCCUUCAUAAUAAGAAAGGCCGGUUAAUAGCGCAUAGAGUUGGCGAUUAUAUAGAGUAUACAGAUAUAGCAAAAGAGCAAAAAAUGGAAAUAGAUAUCAAUUAUUAUUUAGGUAGUACACUUGCAAUGUAUGCACGUUUUAUCAAUGAAGAUGACAG